Bufo gargarizans (Asiatic toad) is the source of this 1652-nucleotide messenger RNA. RefSeq names its product superoxide dismutase 3 (gene SOD3). NCBI's taxonomy places the organism in Eukaryota, Metazoa, Chordata, Amphibia, Anura, Bufonidae. Gene Ontology annotation, biological process: removal of superoxide radicals. The transcript has 2 exons. The coding region runs from base 171 to 911 and encodes 246 amino acids. The record is from RefSeq and is a predicted model, not a curated record. Gene Ontology annotation, molecular function: superoxide dismutase activity; copper ion binding.
GUUCCAAAAAUCAAACCCACUGGAAUGCAAAUUGUAAAGGACUAGUACUCACAGAGGACACUGUGACCACUCCCACAGCAGAGGGUUACAAAACCUCAGCACAUCCAAGACUCCACAGACAAGAAGCCUCCUCUCAUCUUCACAUCUCCAACCCCGGACAUCAGUAAACCAUGUGUUGUGCUCUUUACCUGAGUGCUAUAAUCUUCAUCUCAAUUAGCUUUGGGAUCAGAGCAGACGUGGAAGAACCCUACCAACCUGAAACUUUAACGGAUCUAUCCAAAAAAGUGAAUGAGUUAUGGGUCACUCUUCUGAAUGGAAUUCCACUUUGGAGCAAUUCUGAUAGAACCAUCCAUGCCAUUUGUAACUUACAACCAAAUCCAAAACUGGAUGCAGCCGAGCUCCAAAUCACAGGCAAGGUUUUGUUUAAGCAAAUCUAUCCAAAUGGCAAGUUAGAAGCAGUCUUUACUGUGCAUGGAUUUCCUGACGAUGUCAAUCAAACCAUGAGAGCCAUUCAUAUCCAUAGCUAUGGUGACCUUAGCAAUGGCUGUGACUCUACUGGUGGACAUUUCAAUCCCCAUUCUGUAAAUCAUCCCGGCCACCCUGGAGAUUUUGGAAAUUUUCGUGUCCGAAGUGGGAAGAUCCAACAACACCUUACAAAUCUUGAACCUACGCUCUUUGGACCGUUUUCUGCAAUCGGAAGAUCAAUUGUUGUCCACAAGUUGGCAGAUGACCUUGGUAAAGGCAAUAACCAGCCCAGCUUGGAAAAUGGAAAUGCCGGCACACGUCUAGCUUGCUGUGUUAUCGGUUCCACCACAAGCAGCAGUUGGGAUAAUUACAUUCAAGAGAACGCAAGCCAAAAGAGUCCAAGAGUCUCAAGACGUGUUAGCAAAGUACGAAAAGCCAAAAACUGAACCAAUUCUUAUAACGGACCUGUCACCCCUCCUGACAUGUCUGUUUUAUUAACUAUAUGCAUUCCCCAUCUUUAUAAUACUUCUGGGGCAUCUAUUAUUGUGACUCUAUGAUGUGCCAUUCCUUUAUUAUUCCUGCUAGAUGUUAUGAAUGAAUUAAUAGCAGUCUGCAAUGAAGGCCCAGAUGGGUGUUACCAAUUAGGGUGUGUCCCUGCGCAGUCUGAUACCAGCAGCACUACUUGGACAGAGUCAGACACGCUCAAUACUGGUAACACCCAGCAGAACCUUUACUGCAGACUGCUGGCAAUUUAUUUGUAAACUUCUAGCAGGAAUAAUAAAGGAAUAACAGAGCUGAGACUCAUAAGUAUAGAUGCUCCAGAAUUGUUAUUACAUGGAGAACCUAUGUAGUUACUAAAACAGACAUGUCAGGAGAGGUGACAAGACCUCUUUAAAGAGAACCUGUCACCACAAAAUACAAUGCAAUCUGCAGGCAGCAUGUUAUAGAGCAGGAGGAGCAGAGCAGAUUUAUAUAGUUUUCUGGGGAAAGAUUCAGUAUAACCUGUAAUUUUAUACAUUUCAGUCUCUGCUCUUUCUAAACUCAGUUGUACACCAGGGCCGUCUUAUCAGUGACUGACAGCUUUCUAUGUAUACACACUUACACACAGAAUACUAUCAAUCACUGAUAACACCACCCCUGUGUACAGCCAACAGUGACUGACAGCUAUCUCUGUAUACACACUUACA